GAGGCGGCGGCUAACGGAGGGGAGACGCUGCUCAUCCUCCGAACCCGUUGUACCAGGACGUGUUUCUGGGUGUUUUUUCUGCGGAGCGGGUCCCUCUCGGUCCCGAGAUGGAGCCCGGGUCUUUCCCCCAGGAUCUGCCGCAGAGACAAGUGUGUGUCGUUGGCUCGGAGCUGGUGGAGAACUACACUGUUUACAUCAUUGAGGUGAUGGAUGGAGAGCACAGAUGGACUGUGAAGCACCGUUACAGUGACUUCCACGACCUGCACGAGAAACUGGCGUCAGAAAAGAAGGUUGACCGACGGCUGCUUCCUCCCAAAAAGAUUUUGGGAAAGAACUCAAAGAGUCUGGUGGAGCGGCGUCAGAAGGAGCUGGAGCUGUACCUGCAGACGCUGCUGCAGCAGUUCCCACAAUCCACGCCCACUCCGCUCGCCUCCUUCCUUCACUUUCACCUUUAUGAAAUCAACGGCAUCACAGCAGCACUCGCUGAGGAGCUGUUUCAUAAAGGUGAGCAGCUGCUGCAGGCUGGCGAGGUGUUUUCUCUCCAUCCUCUGCAGCUUUACUCCGUCACUCAGCAGCUGCGUCUGGCCAAACCAACCUGCUGCAAUGGAGACGCCAAAACCGACCUGGGACACAUCCUCGACUUCACGUGCAGGCUGCGAUACCUCAAGAUCUCUGGUACCAGUGGUCCAGUUGGAACCAGUAACAUCCAGGAGAACAGUCUCCCCUUCGACCUGUCUGUUUUCAAGUCAUUGCUGCAGAUUGAGAUCAGUCAGUGCAGCUCCCUGCAGAUUCAAGGUUUAUCUUCUCUGAGGUCGAGCCUGGUGACCAUGAGUAUCCACCACUGCUCGGAGACAAUGAUGUCGAUCCUGGUCCCGGAGGCGAGCGAGUUCUCACAGUGGGAGCCUGAGGGGGCGGAGUCUGGUUGUCCUGUCACUGCUGUUAUCCCUGUGUGGAACAACCUGACCACGCUGGACAUGAGCCACAACAGCAUCAGCACCAUCGAUUGCUCAGUGAAACUGAUUCGAGAGGUGGAGUUUCUGGAUCUGAGUCAUAAUCAGCUGACCUCAGUGGAAAAUCUCCAGCACCUCUACAACCUGGUCCACGUGGAUCUGUCCUAUAACAGCCUGCGGGUCCUUGAGGAUGCUCACACCCGUCUGGGAAACAUAAAAACCCUCAGCCUGGCCGGAAACCAACUGGAGCGGCUCACCGGCCUCACCAAGCUCUACUCUCUGGUCAACCUGGACCUCAGCCACAACCAACUCGCCCAGUUGGAGGAGAUUAGGAACAUCUGCUCUCUGCCCUGUCUGGAGAAAUUGAACCUGUCCAGUAAUCCCAUGUGCAUCAUCCCAGACUACAGAACCAAAGUCCUGGCCCAGUUUGGAGACAGAGCAGCAGAGGUUUGUCUGGACAGUAACGUGACGACAGAGAAGGAGCUGGACACAGUGGAAGUGUUGAAAGCCAUUCAGAAAGCCAAAGAAGUCAAAGACAGGAUGAGCAGCAGCGACAAGAAGAUCAGUGAGGAGACCAGGCUGUCUGCUGCUGCACCUCCUUACCUCUCCUCCUCCUAUCCCCCCUCCUCAUCCUCCUCCUCCUCAUCCUGCUGCUCCUCUGCUCUCGCUCCUCCUGCUGUCACCUCCUCUUCCUCCUCUUCCUCUUCCACUUCCGCCUCUUCCUGUCCGGCCCAGCAGGUUGCCUGCCCCAGCCAAGAAGUGACGAUAAGAGAAGAAGCUCCAGUUUCCCCCAGUGUUCUCCCUCCUGUGGACACUGCACCUCCCCCCGAAAGCUUUCACACCAACACACACCUCCCGUCUGCUGAACCCACCCAGGUCACUAGACAACACCCGACUGUCUGUCUGACUGAACACACAAACUGUGGUGCUCCGUCAAGUAUUACUUCCACUACCACUACUACCAGUACUACUGCUACUACUACCGCUGCUGCUGCUGCUGCUGCUGCUACUGCUAGUUCUGUCUGCUGCCUCUGCUCCUCUUCCUCCUCCCGACAAGUUGAAAUUAGUUGCGUGACGUGCAGCGCCACCUGGUGUCCUCUACUUCCUUCUCACUUGUUCUCCCUCUCCUCCAACAAAGACUUCACUACUCACCUCUCUCAGUGUCUCAGUGCCACCCUGAAAGAGGAGAAAAAGAAGAGAAAUGAGCAGGAGGAGAGGAAGGAUGUGACAAGGUCUGAAUGCAGAGAGCUUCAGUCCCAAGAGGAGAGCACAGAUGUGGGCAGUUCCAGUCCCGGCUCCGGGGACGGAUACUUUGAGAUGGGUCUGGAUGACUCUGUGGAGGAGUUGGUCUGCUCCUCCUCUAUGUCGCUCACUGUUCCUUCUGCAGAGGAGCCCGGUUGCCAGCCGGAGGAGCUGUGUGCAGAGGAGCAGGAGGAGAUGCACAUCAGUAGGGUUCUGUGGUGCUACUGCCUUCAGGUAGAUGAGGAUGUGGAGCAGAGGGAGGCGUGCCUGGUGCUGACAGACCGACUGUUGGGAAUACUGCACCUAUCAAAUAGUUUCUCAUGGACCAAUCAGGACGGAGACCUAGAGCCGAACCCGCCUGUGAAGGAGGUGCUGUCGAGCCUGCAGGUGGACUUCCUGCUGCCGUACUCCUCGCUCCUCCUGUCCUCCCGAGGCGAGAUCCCUGACAGCUGCCUCGCCUUGGGGCUCCGGUCCGGUUCAACCCGCUGGUACGUUUUCUCUGAGGCUGAGGAGCUCCGGCAGACCAGGACCGAGCUGACGGCGCUGAUGCAGGCUGCAGAUUCCAACACUGACCCCGAGCCCCCAAAUUCUCCUCAGCUCCUUCCCCGUUCGCUCCUCAACUCCUGGGAGCUAGAGGAGAGUCAGGGAGCCCAGGGAGGCUACCCUGCCCACCUCCUUCCCACCUCAUCCUCCUCCGACUCUGCCACCGACACACAAUCCCUCCCGUUGGACAUCCUAUCCCAGAGAGACGAACCCAGCCUCCCUUCUCUCCUCUUCUUCACUCACCGACACCUCUGGGUUCUGAAGAUGGACUUCAGAGAGUUGGCAGAGAGAGAAAGGAGCAACGCUGACCUCAAUCCCUCCUCCUCCUCUUCCUCUUCCUGGUGCAGACUUGUCCGUGUGGCCCUCAGCUCAGUGAUGCUUCAUCCCAGAGAGAUAGAUCCUCAGUUCGGGGGCAGAACCAGUUACACCUCCUGCCUCGGCCCAAACCACCACCAGAGGAAGAGUCACAGCGUGGAGCUGCUGCAGGGGAAUCAGAGGCUGCUGCUGCUCUUCCCUCUGUCCCAGGACAGGAGCUCCUUCUUGGGGGAGCUGAGCCAGCAGAGAGGCGCUCUGGAGGGGCUCAAAUUGUUGGCCCUGGCACAAACCUGCCCACACCAAGGAGAACACACACAUGAACGAUGCAGAUCGAGAGACCAGUGCUGUUGUAGCAGGAAAUCACACAACUCCAGCAGCUGGGACUCCUCUCAUCUCCAGCUGGAGGAGAACCAGCCGUCCCCUCACCUCAUCACAGGUCUCUCCCCAGGACUAAAGCUCCUGGUUGGCCUCAGAGGACAGCAGCUGCUAGCCUUCUUCCACAAAUAUAUAGCACUGUCUGAGACGGAGGAGGUGAGACAGGUCUUGUGGCUGUCUGUGGUCCUGUACAAGUCUCCAGAGGCUGAGCUCACUUGCUGUCUGCUGCUCUCCAAUGACACAAUCUACUUCCUGUUGGAAGACUCCGCCUCCAGCCUUGGUCAUCACUCAGUGUUGGAGAUAACAGACUCUGGAGAUCCAGACGUGUGUCUGUGCUGCUGUCUGUCCAUCAGACUUUCUGAGCUGCUGUCUGUCAAUGUGGGACUCUUCGACCAGUACUUCAGAGUUGUAGGUCGUUCGGCCGAUCACAUCGUGUGCUGUCUCAGCAGGGACAGUUAUGGGACGGGCGUCUUUCUUCAGGAGCUGAUGUCAGCUCUCAGUCUGCAGCAGCAGCUUCCUCCUCCAGAGCCAUCGGAUCAGGACUUCUACUCCCAGUUCACCAACACAAACACAGGUAAGAUGCAGAACUACGAGCUGGUCCACAGCAGCCGGGUGAAGUUCAUUUACCCCAGUGAGGAGGAGAUGGGAGACCUGACCUUCAUUGUGGCAGAGAGGAAGACUCUGGGCAGUGCAUCGCCUUCGUCAUCACGCUCCUUUAAUGUCCUGCUCUAUCUUCUGGUUUUUCAGGUCCAGAUUCCCAGCAGUCUUCCCAGCCAAGGCUCCGCCCUUUCAGGGGCCUCCUCCACCUCAGGCUCAGCCCCGUCUCCUGUUCUCCAGCCCAGGACCCUGAUCCUGACUAGCACUGACGUGUUCCUACUGGACGAGGACUACAUCAGCCAUCCUCUGCCUGACUUCGCAAAAGAACCUCCCUCCAGGGAGCGGUACCAGCUGCGUGAGGCCCGAAGGAUCCGGGACCUGGACCGCGUCCUGCUGGGCUACCAGACCUACCCUCAGGCUCUGACCCUGGUGUUCGAUGACCUGCCCGGACCUGACUUGCUCUGCCACCUCACCAUGGACCAUUUUGCGGCAGGAGGGGAAGAAGCCCUGACCCGAGGCGGAGGAGCUGGCGGGGGGGCCGAGGGUGAGGUCCAGUGGUGCGUCUUCGUCCCAGGAGCUGACAGCAGAGAGAGGCUGAUCUCGCUACUUGCUCGCCAGUGGGAGGCACUGUGCAGCCGGGAACUUCCUGUGGAGCUCACUGGCUGAUUGGCUCGACAGGGGACUGCUGGGUGACUGUUCAUCAUCACCUUGGUGGUUGAUGGGAGCUGAUUGGCAGGUGGAGUCAUCAUGUGACAGGCAUAAUCAACACAUGGAUUCCGAGUCCGGCUCUUACUGGUCACACUGGAAGUGGGAGCCUGAUGUCAUCGAGAAGCGACGAAUCAUUCAAAGGAAGAUAAAGAAGCAAACUUUUAGAAACCGCUCCACACCGGGUCAACGGGACAUGUAGAGAGGAGGAGAUUCAUCUGAUUUGAACCGGGCUCACACCAAUUAGCAGUUUACACCGGCAAUAGAACGUUAAGCCAUGUGCACAUUAUCUGAAGUCCUCACUUCAUACCUCAGAAAGUCAAAGUGUUUCUGCUUUAAAGUGGUUUCAACGUUUACAUACGAAAGGUUAGACUCAAUGAAAAGUGACGCACUGGUCUGGUCAUCCACUAAACUGGGUGUUAACAGUGGAAAGUUAUAAAACUUAGUCUCCUCACAGUCUGCUGCUGGAAACCCGUGACAGGAGGUCGUCUCGGACGGUGUGAGAGGAACUGACAAGCGCUUUGUUUGAAGCGUACUUUAAACUUACUUCUUACAGGCUGGACAACCACCAGGCUGCCAUUACAGGAUGAGAGAGACCAUGAUCUCACAAGGAGCUGGUAUACUGGGAGCUUCUGGCACAACCUCGCAGAGCAGAAUUAUUUAUGCAUUGGAUGAUUUGACAGACAGAUGGGUGCUGCACGGAAGGGGGGGGGGGAUGCAGAGAGUCCACAGGAGUCUGAUUUUAUUCUUCGAUACCUUAAAGAAAUAGUUUGUCAUUUCUGGUAAAUCCUCUUGUUGUGAUUGUGAAUCAAAAGUGUGUAAAAAAAAAAAAAAUUGCCAACUCCAAAGCUUUUUGAUUUACUUGUUCUAUAUGUAAAGUCGAUCUUAAAACCAAAAUUCACUUUUUUAUUUUUCCAUUUUUUUCUUUUGUUCACUCUGACACAAGAAGCAAAAGGAUUUCCCCAAAAUGUUAUACUGUUAUUUUAAGUCACACACACACACACACACACACACACAAACACACAAACACACACACAGCUGCUCUGCACAAUCUGCUUUCGGAACGUUUUAUUUCUUGCACAUUAUAAUUGAAGCAGUAUUACUAAACUGUAUAUUAAAGCUUUUUAUUAUUACAUGAGUAUAAUUGAUGCUUUGGGAGAUUUUGUACUAAGACAUGAAGGUCCCUGAUAUUUCCAACAUGAACUCUGAAAUGUCUCAAAUUGUACUGUUGUCGGCGCUUAUUAUUUUUUUGUGUUUUGUUUAAUUGUCUGUCAUGUUAUGUGUACCUUCCUGUUGACGAAUGGGAAGCCGGCCCCUGUGGCACCUCCCCAUUCUUCAUCCCUGUUCAUGUUCCAUGUCGUUGUCUUGUUAACGGGGAUUUGCCACUGAAUUAAAGUGAAGCUGAAAACUC
Messenger RNA from Platichthys flesus (European flounder), 6138 nucleotides. It is a transcript of the gene nisch, whose product is annotated as nischarin. Gene Ontology annotation, cellular component: cytoplasm. The transcript is spliced from 28 exons. The coding region runs from base 108 to 4688 and encodes 1526 amino acids. NCBI's taxonomy places the organism in Eukaryota, Metazoa, Chordata, Actinopteri, Pleuronectiformes, Pleuronectidae. The record is from RefSeq and is a predicted model, not a curated record. Gene Ontology annotation, molecular function: phosphatidylinositol binding; protein kinase binding; integrin binding.